Messenger RNA from Stegostoma tigrinum, 7970 nucleotides. Its product is annotated as SURP and G-patch domain-containing protein 2-like. Gene Ontology annotation, molecular function: RNA binding. The coding region runs from base 3060 to 6287 and encodes 1075 amino acids. Lineage: Eukaryota; Metazoa; Chordata; Chondrichthyes; Orectolobiformes; Stegostomatidae. The transcript has 9 exons. Gene Ontology annotation, cellular component: nucleoplasm. The record is from RefSeq and is a predicted model, not a curated record. Gene Ontology annotation, biological process: RNA processing.
AGAUGCUGCUUGGCCUGCUGUGUUCACCAGCUCCACACUUUGUUAUCUUAGGUUAUGAAGCAAAUCUUUUUUUACAGACCGAGUGGUUAGGAUUUGAUUACUUUUUGAAGGAGCCAACAGACAGUUGAUCAGCUGAAUGGCCUCCUGUGUUGAACUAUUCUACAAUUUAGUGCUGACCACUACCUGCUGUUCCUAAUCACUAAAAGAAAUGGACCAAAUAAUUUUAAUGUGAUUACAAGGGGAAAGUGUGAAGUUUUGUGUCUCGAAUACUGUUCUUCCUUCCUUCUCCCAUUCCCAGUUUAAGAAUACCUCAGGCUGUUUAAAUUGUCUCCAGUAGAGUUUAUUCUUACUAAAUCUUGAGUAGAAAUGUGACAAUAGUAUUUUCUAGAAAGCAAAAAACAAAUACUCACUACUGCCUGCAUUUUCUGGUACACCAAUUCACCACAGAACCUGACUAACUGCUCUUUGACUUUAUCAGGUGAGUUGAUAUAAAGUGGGACAGUGAGGGGUAGAGGGGGCAACCUCACUGGCUCUUUGCUUGGCAUCAAGAUAUCAAACCCAAAAUUGGGAUAUCCUGUUCUGACGCCCUCAACAAGGGCUUUUGGGUGGAGUGAUGUCAGAAUGGCGCCUGCUGUCAAUGAUCUACAAAGAACUGAGAUACCCCCACACUUGAGGUGACCUUGAUGCUUUUGAAUAUUUUAAAUUCGGAAAACUUGCUUUACAUUUUCAGUCCUGAUCCUGGUAAUAUGCCUUUCACCUUGAACGGUUUCACUCAAAGCACUCUCCUUUUCAGCUCAGGAAGUGGGCCUGUAGAGGUUUCAUUUGAUUUUUAUUCCACAGGAAUUUUGUUCCCUUCUGGAUUCUGUUUCUUAUUUCCAGACACCAUUACUGAUGCAGCAGGCAGAGUGGCUUUUGGACAGUUAUCUCUGCAUAAUAGUGCUCUUUCCUUCAUGCCAUGUAAUGGUAAAGGAGCCUGACCUCUUCCUAACAUGCAAUGUCAUACUGUUACUGCUGAACAAAGUUAAUUAGUACUUCCUAAACUUGAAGUUGUUUUUCCUUUCUGAUUCAAAUGGAUGGCAGUUAAGAAUUACAUUUAAUGUAGAUAAUUCAUUCUUCCUUUCUUCUUAAGUAUCUCUCCUUUCCUCAAAUGGUCAUAGCUUAUCCUUUGGACUCCAGGUAUAAAUCCUUUGAAUGAUCUUUCCUUUUUUGUAAUUCAUUCAUGACUGGGGGUAUCGCUGGCUAGGCCAGUUUUAAUGCCCGUUCCUUUUCUCCUGGAGAGAUGGUGGUGAGCUGCUACCUUGAACUGCAGAAGGAUGGAAGAGAAAGAUGGAAUUUGACCCAGUGAUAGUGAAGGAAACAAAUCUAGUUCCAAGUCAGAAUAUAGUUGGGCUUGGAGGGAAGCUUGCAGAUGGUGGUGUUUCAUUGUAUCUGUUGCCGUCCAGGUGGUGGUGGUGGUGUUGUUGAAGGCUGUUCCCUUGUUAUUUUCCUGCUUUUAUUCCAGGCACUUUGCUUCAGGCCUCUGCUUUCUUUCACAGGGAGGCUGAAAUUAGCUGUUCUCAUUCUGGAUCGUCCAGUUUUCCAUAUCUAGGAAGGCUGUACAGCUGUUGGACCAAAAGACUGGGAGCUUCCAAGUUAGUAAUAUCGUGUGAAGCUAGUGGGAUUGCUAGGGCUGACCCCGGAAAUAUUUCAAACCAAGGAACAUUCUAUAAUUGUGAGACUAGUACUUGAGAAUGCACACAACAGGGGAUGCAAACACAAUAUUGAUAGAAGCCUUUGUGUCGAUAACCUCUUGAUAAUAGAAUGUCAAGGAGAUCAUGAUUGCCGGUGUGUGUGUUGUUGAUGCUGUACACAAGUUGAGUGCCACAUUUAUCCACGUUGCAAUGACAACUUAUUUAGAACUACUUAAUUGACUGCAUAGCUUUUUGGGGCAUUCUGAUGUCAUGAAAGGAGCAUUGAAAUUAUUAGAUAAUGUGUACAAAACACGACUCAUCUUUCCUGGUCAUCUCUGAGCAGGAGAAAUUCACUUCUCCACAAAUCCUCACUGAACGUUCUCCCUGCACACCACCAGUAUAAUUUUUUGAAGGACUACUUUGACUGCAGAACUAUGUUAUCAACACAAAUUGACCAGCAUUAAUUUGUGAUUUUUAAAUGACAGAAGAUUAGAUGUAGGUUUUUGUCUUGGUACCAACCUGAAUGUGUUGCUGAAGUGAUGAAAAGCAUUAAAGAAAUGCAUUUUUUUUUCUUAUUUGGUGCCACGCACACAGGAUAUUUGCUCCUGAACUUUUAUGUUUUGAGCUACCCUGCAAGUUUUUUAAUACUCGCAUGUCAUGCUUGAAAGCAUUAUCUGACUUUUCUUAAGGAGUCGGCAGAGACUCCAAGAAGACUGAAGAUAUCAUUGGGGACGACAAGUUUUGGAGUAUCUCACAAGAUCACUUAUCAUUCAGCAGCUCUUGUCCGUGAGUUGACCUGCAAGAACUGGUUUUGAUGGCAGCUGUUUAGUCAGCUACACAUUCAGCUUUUAACCAAAGGAUAAACUAAGCCACGUCAGUGUGUUGGAGAUGCCGCCACAUGAACUUGCACCCCACUUUUGAGCCUACACAGUAUUGCCUUUUGUGAGUCACAAAAGAGGGAAUAAUUAGUUUUGGAAUUUGCAAUGCUGAAUUCAGUGCUGGGUGAAUGGAUUGCAAAUAGCCAGGGUAUCUUGGCUAUUGUGAUCCAGAAUACCUUUGUGUAAAAUUGGCCUUUUCCAAGCUGUUACCCUCAGCUCAAGCAAACAGGUUCGUGUCAGGGCAUUUCAUACCUCCAUUCACCAUACACCCUCAAGCCCAAUGAACAAAAGAUUUGAGAGUCUCUCAUUGUUUAGUAUCUUGAGAAGGACAUGCAUAUCCUCGUUGAAAGGACAAAUAGUUCCUGUUUUCUCACUUGCAUUUCUUGGAUUAUGUCGGAUUUCCCAAAAGCAGUUAGUCAGGUGCAUUUUGUGGUUAAAAACCCAUCAUGACUUUCUGAUCUUUGUGGCGUUAUCAGCAUGCCCAAGUGAUCUCUAAUACAUUAGCUUUUACAUGCAAUAUAGAUUUCAACUAUUUAUAAAACAUUGUUUCAAUUUUAAUAAAAGAAGAGCUAAACACUUUUUUUCUUCCUUUCUUCCCUUCUCUACCAUUGAAGAAAUGCUCAACUAUGCACCCAGGCGAUAUCCCAGAGAAUCUUAUGAAGAAAGUACACAAUACGAUGGCCUUCCCUAUGGUGACUAUGAAUCUCCAUCUCAUAGAUCGGAGAGAUGGAGGAAUAUGCCCAGUCAGGCAGAAAUGCCUUCUGAAGACCGUAGAAGAUAUUAUGAUGAUGCUUCCUAUUCGGCUUCAGCAAGAGAGAAUUACUUGGAUCACCAUGAGAGAGACGACCGCCAUUCACAGUAUAACAAUUUAAGGGGCCCUGUUGAACCCAGUGGGGAUCCAGGGCUGUUUGGAAGAUCAGUAAAUUCCAAUGAUAGUCCUACCAUGAGAGGAUCUGGAAUGUACAGAAGAUCAAUGAGCCCUGUUGAGCCUAGAGAUCGGUCAGGCUCAUACAGAAGACAGACAAGCCCAAAUAAUUGGCAGUCUCAAAGUUCAGUUAAUGACUCAAGAGAUUACCAAUUCUACAGGCGAUCCCAAAGUCCCAGUAGUAGAGAUGGUCUAAGUUUAUACAAUAGAUCCCAAAACCCUGUUGAUACGACGGGACAUGCAGAAGCACACAGGAGAUCCUGGAGCCCUAGUAAUGAGACCAGGGAUCAAGGAUCAGACCCUAGAUCUAGAAGUCCUGUUAAGGCACCAGAUGCAGAGUUAUACAAGUUAUUAAGUAAUGUUAUUGAUAAUGCUCGGCGUAUGGCAGCUAGUAAGAAUGAUCCCUCACAUACAUCCUGGAGAGACCCAUCCAGGGAUUGCCCUCAAAUGGAUUCUUCUAUUUAUCAGUCCACCACGUCCACAGAUGGGUUCCAUGCAGCUGAGGAUUACAACCCUCGCUUGAACCAACGGAGUUCUGUUCGUAAAAACAUAGAAACCUCCAGAAGAGGUCCUCCUUAUCCUAAAGUGCCUCCUAAAAAUGCAAAAGGACCUUUGCUUAAGCGUCCAAAGGUUCAAGGGCGACAUGGCCUUCUGGGGAGGGCUCCGGGCCUUCUGGGGAGAGCCCCAGGCCUUCUUGGUACAGCUCCUGGCCUUCUGGGGGCUGCUCCUGGCCUUCUAGGAGCUGCUCCUGGCCUUCUAGGGACAGCUCCUGGCCUCCUAGGAACAGCCCCUGGUCUUCUAGGGACAGCCCCAGCUGGUUUAGUGGGGUCUUCUGUGUCCAGCAUGCCAGUGAACACCUACGAAAAUGUUUCCUCGGACUCUUCCGUUCAUUUGUAUUCAUUGGGGAAUAUGUCCGCUCUAGGUAGUCAAAUGGAACUGGGACAGCAAAUCAUAAAAUGGGCUGGUUUUCACAGUGUUGCUGUUGACCAUUCCACAAAAAAGAAGUUUGAUCCCAAUACAGACACCUAUUCUAAAGUAGCAACAGCUUUCCAGUGCUUACUGGCAAAGCAACAUCAUGAUAUCUGUGAUUCAACAUUAGUUACACAUUUAGGCCUCACAUACCCUGUGAUCGAUAACUCUUUUGUAUCUCUGUUGAUAAGGAAGAAUGUCAUUACAAGUAGGUUAGAGUUGGAUGAUAUUGUGCAUCAAGAAGAAUCUAUUUUGCAGGAGAUACAGAGCAAGCUGUUGGAAUGCAUAGGCCCGCUUCUUGUAGUAAGCAGUAACCAUGAGCAGAGCUCUAAGUCGCAAAGUUCACAGGCCCCUAAUGAAAUUGUGAGUGAGCUAGAGCAUGCAGUCACAGCUUGCCGCCAAUCAAUGGUAUUCAUUGGGCAAAUCUUUGCUUUUGUCAGCGAGGAAAGAAGGAAAAAUCUGUUGCGCAAGACUGGGCUGAUCUCAGUGGCUCCGAAGUAUGAUUAUUUUGUGAACCUGGAAAGCAAUCAGCUGUUUGGGAACAAAUAUAUAAAUGAGCUGAAGAACCGAGUGGAGCAAAUCUACCUCCCUCCAUUACAUAGCCAGGUUUCUUGUUCCAGUAAGUUUGUGUCAAAAGUGGAUGAACAAUCAAAGAAAGAUGCAGCAAUCAAGCCUUCAAAAACUUCAUCUUUGGCAGAUGCCAAAGCCAGCAAGCAGCCAGAAGCGGAUUCUUCGGCACCAGAUAACAGCAGUGGACAGAAGAUUGCACCAACUGAUGACAGUGACCAGAGCAUGACAGAGAAAGAUGUCCCCUCAACAGCUGGUGAGAGUGUCCACCCUCCCGAAGACUUGCAGGUCAAGACCAUUAUUGAUAAACUGGCGAUGUUUGUAGCAGAGAAGGGUGAAGCAGCAGAGAAAGCAGUCAUCCAGCACAAGAAAGAGGACUUCAAAUAUGGAUUUCUGCUUGACCCAAAAAGCGACGAGUACAAAUAUUACAAGCAGAAAGUGGCACAGUUCUCUAAAGAAAACACCUGUCAGUCAGGCGUACCUGCUGCUGUCGAGAACAAAGGGUCAGAAUGCAACACAUCCACGGACAACACAUCCAGUGGUCUCCAAGUAGAGUUCCUGAUGGAGGUUGAAAGCUCAGCAACUUGUUCAACUGCAGAAGAAGGUGAUUCUCUCAGUGACACCAAGACAAAAACCACUGCGGAAAAAUUGGCCAAGUUUGUGGCUGAGUGUGGUCCAGACCUGGAAGAGAUUGCCAUUGAAAACAACCGGGAUAAUCCAACUUUUUGGUUUCUCUAUGAUGAGAAUAGUUCUUACUACAAAUACUAUAAGGAGAAGGUGAAGGAAUACAGCGGGAUGAUUGAGAAAUCUGAUACUUCCAUGGAUCCUGCACCGGAGGCAGCAUCUUCAGGGCGUUCAGUUCUUCCGAGAAAACGGAAAGGCCUGACUUUGAAAGUGGGCAUGCUUCCUCCCAAAAAAUUCCGCCCAAAGGCUGCAACAUCACCAGUCCGAGAGUUAAAAAGAAUUGGUUAUGACAAACCAACGUACAAACCGAAGAAAAAGACGAAAAGUGAGGAUCUAAAUUACACUAAAAAUAAGCUGGCAGUGGACAACGUUGGGUACAAGAUGCUGCAGAGGAUGGGCUGGAAGGAUGGUGAGGGACUGGGCUCAGAAAAGCAGGGAAUCCGAGACCCAGUCAACAGAGGUGUGACAUCGACAGACAGGUCUGGGCUAGGAGUCGGCGUCACUGCAGAAAAGGACGAGGUGGAUAAUGAGUUUGCUAUUUUCCGUAAACGGAUGAUGGUGGCAUUCAGAUCCAAGCUGCUGUCUAAAUCCUAGGUUAAUCUUGGGUGCAUGAUGCUGGGAGUUGCUGAAAGUGGAGGAUGGUCUUCAUGGCACAAACAGAGAGGAUUUGAGGCCAUAAGAAGUGAAGUGACCUGAAAAUGCAGAAUAUUUAAAAUGGAAGCUAUCCAGAGGAGGAAUGAAUGAUGGAGCACAUUAUACCUAGUAACCUAGUAACUUGCUAUACUUGGUAACUUACUGUACAUGGUAACCUGACCACACAUAACAACAAAAUCCAGACCUGUGAUUGGAUAAUUUAGAAUAUUCAAUCAUUUAGCUGGAACCAAAUGUUUGUGUAUUUGGUUGGCCAACCCAGGUGUAUACAUUUGAUCCUUUUCAUGUCAGAGGAUGAACAGUUAUAGGAAAUCAGUAAUGCACUUGUUUAAUUUUCAUCUUUUUUUACAAUGUGUCUUAACGUAUUCUCCAUUUUAGGUGUCAUUAUUUUCUAUAGCAAUUUGAUUAGCCUUUCCCCAGUGCUUGCUUUAUCUUUCUCUCUCUCUCUCUUUCUCUUUCUGUCUCUCAUGUUCUCUGUCUCUCUCUCUCUGUCUUGCUUUCUGUCCCUCAUGUCCUCUCUUUCUCUUUCUCUAUCUCGCUCGCUCUCUCUCACCCUCUCUCCCUCUCUCCCUACCAUGAAUGUUGCUUUCGCACACCCCGGUAUUAGGUAAGUAUCUGUCAUAGUUGCCUCUUCAGUGAUUUGCGAGUGGAACAUUGGUGUCUGCCCAAACCACAAUCCUGCAGACUGCAAACAGAAACUCUCCUUAUAAUGUGACAUUUCAUAAAAUACAACCAGCCAUAACCAAACUCAGUAUUCAUCUCGGGACAGUCUGCAUUUUUAUUUGUUCCUGGGGAAAGUUUCACACCAUCACAGGCAGAAAAAUAUAUAAUGGAGCACGAGGGGAGAAAAUUGUUCAUUUGUUCCAACAGCUGAAAGAGGCUGUGUUGAAUGAGAAUUUUGAGAAGAGAUGAUUGAGUGUUGGUAUUGACAUUGCUGGGUAAGAUUUGUAGGGAAACCAUUAACACAUUUAUAGAGUUAACAUUUCCAGCAUUGCCAUACGUUGCAGUCUUGCCCUUCACAACGCCAACAAUUCCACAAGAUUCUGCUGACCUUCAAAUUGCACUGGCCCUAUUACUGUAAUGUGUGCCCUGAUCGAAUUGGGCAAUGGUACAGGCAUGCAAGGAUAAUCCUACAGAGGAUGCACAGUUGGAGUAAGGAGGGAUUCUCAUUUAACCAGCUGUAUGGCCUUGGUAAGGUGUAUGUGGGUGAGAUGACAGCACUAGACUGAAAAUGCAUCGAGCGCCUGGUAGGGAGACACACAGCCCUGAUAAAGACGUUUUAUAGAGCUGCAAAUUGUAAAGAGUAUUGUAGCAAAAGUGCUUGUUCAAAUUCCUGUGUUUCUGUGCUGUUCUCUUGACUUAGCUGUCGUGUUUGUCGUGUUAUUUAAAUCGGUAGUCAAACAUUGUGAGAUUUUGCUGAAUUAUUUCGUGUUGCUUCAGUUAACUCAGUCACUAUGCUUGCUUUGGUGGCAUCAUUUACUGCUGAGUUAACCUACUCCGCACAGCUGUACUGAAGGUGCCACCAGAGUGUUGUCAACGUUUGGGUAGUGAAAGAGUUAAAGAGAGUGACCAUUUCUUACAGAUGCAACUUUAUAAUCUGGAUAUAGUAAAAAAAAAUAAAGCAAG